Branchiostoma belcheri (Belcher's lancelet) is the source of this 1679-nucleotide messenger RNA. Its product is annotated as cytochrome P450 2U1-like. The transcript has 8 exons. Gene Ontology annotation, cellular component: cytoplasm; intracellular membrane-bounded organelle. Gene Ontology annotation, molecular function: iron ion binding; heme binding; oxidoreductase activity, acting on paired donors, with incorporation or reduction of molecular oxygen, reduced flavin or flavoprotein as one donor, and incorporation of one atom of oxygen. Gene Ontology annotation, biological process: xenobiotic metabolic process. The coding region runs from base 69 to 1613 and encodes 514 amino acids. The record is from RefSeq and is a predicted model, not a curated record. Lineage: Eukaryota; Metazoa; Chordata; Leptocardii; Amphioxiformes; Branchiostomatidae.
CAAAGGUCACCACGAUACGGAAGUGUCAGCUCAGACCUACACCUACGUCUGAAAGACAAACUUACAACAUGCCGUUCCUAACGGAGAUCCUGGCGGCUGUUCGUCAGCACGUGGACACUUCUACCGUCCUGGUGGCGGCCUGUGCCUGUCUGCUGGCGUAUUGGUGCCUGCAGAGUCCCCGGAACCUCCCGCCUGGACCCCGGACCUGGCCCGUCCUGGGGAACAUCCCGCUGUUUAUGACGGCAAAGACGGACUUCCUUCCCAACACCAUUACCGACCUAGCCAGGCAGUACGGUGACGUCAUGACUUUCUGGAACGCCCGAGAUCUGAAUGUCGUCAUCAGCGGGUAUCAGCCAAUCAGGGACGUCCUGGUGAAGAGGGCGGCAGACUUCUCCAGUAGGAAGGCUCCUCCUGUACUGGUGGAUCUACGUGGGGAUGGGACGUCUGGAGAUACAACUAAAGGUAUACUGUUCGCCGACUACGGGCCGGACUGGAAGCAUCAGCGGAAAUUUACCAUGAAGACCCUCCGAGACUUCGGCGUGGGUAAGCGGAGCCUGGAGGGGAAGAUUUGCGACGAGGCCGCAGCGCUUAGUCGGGAACUUGUAGCAAAAGACGGUCAACCUUUCAACAUCAAACACAUGUUACAAAACGCUGCAUCUAACAUCAUCUGUUCCAUCGUCUUCGGGAAGCGGUUUGAAUAUGGCGACUCCGAGUUUUUGCGGCUCGGCCAUCUCAUAAGCGAGCUGGCGAACGCUACUCCUGGCAAGGACAUUCUCAUCAACAUCCACCCCGUGUUUCGACACCUUCCGUUCGGGUCUCCGGAACAUGAGAAGAUAGCGAGAAACUUUCCCAGACUUCAGGAGUUCUGUGGGGAACAGAUCGAGCAGCACAGGGUGACCUUUGACCCUAACAACAUCCGGGACUUCAUCGAUGCCUUCCUGUUGGAACAGCGGUGCACCAGAGGAGAGCAUGCGCAGUCCAGUUUCACGAAGGAACAGCUACAGGAGCUGGUACUGGACCUAUUCCUGGCCGGUACAGAGACCACCGCUACCACCAUGCACUGGGUCCUGCUCUACAUGCUGCUGUAUCCUGAUAUACAGGAAAAGGUUCACCGAGAAAUCGACGCCGUUCUCGGACAGGCUGUUCCUUCUUACGCCCUCCGGGAAAAGAUGCCCUACACAACAGCGACCCUAGCGGAAGUGCAGCGUAUUAACACCGUGUUACCUCUCAGCGUUCCCCAUUCUUUAACCAGAGAUACCGCUCUCAACGGUUACACCAUUCCAGCAGGUGCCAACAUCUUGGUGAACCUGUGGUCCGUGCACAUGGACCCCCAACUCUUCCCGGAACCAGACAAGUUCAACCCCGACAGGUUCCUGGAUCGGCACGGGAACUUCUUCAAGCACGAGGCGCUCAUCCCGUUUUCUGUCGGUCCUCGAGUGUGUCUAGGCGAACAGCUGGCCAAGAUGGAGGUUUUCCUGCUCUUCGUCUUCCUGAUGCAGCAUUUUACAUUCAGUUCGCCAGAGGGCGUCACUACCCUACCCACGCGCGGAACCAUGGCAGCCCUAGUGAACGCCCCUCGUCCUUACGACCUGUGCGCCGUUCCACGACAGUAGACUAAGGCAUUCAGUGUAAAGAGAUAGGGAAGAGCUAUUAUCCUGCCAAUAACAGAAUGAUUUUCA